CAUGUAUUACGUUUUCGAUAUGAUGCUAUUAUACAUCUUUAAAUUGUCAAUUUUUAGGCACAUCACCAUGGUCAAAUUAUGUGUGAUCUGUGGAAACGUCGAUGGUGUCGAUGGAGUUUCUGUGCACAGGUUUCCAGUGAAUGUCGAACAAAGGCGUCAGUGGGUGUUGUUUGCUGACAACGGUGGUAUAAAUGCUCGACAGAUUUUAGCUAGCUCAAUGAUGUGCUCGAGACAUUUUGUACUAGGUCGUGAUUACUUAGGAGGAGCAUUUCCUCGCCGCCUGUUACCUGGAGCGGUGCCGUCUUUGGUAGUUCGACCGGUCAUUGAGAUUGUGGCACCGGGCGGCGAAGAAGGAGCGGACGUGGCAAUGGCUGAUGACAACGGGAUGGAAAUGGAAGUUGUUGAAGUCCAAAUGGACGACGACAAUGUUGAAGUCGUUGAAGUCCAGAUGGAUGAGGUAAUGAUGGACAUAGAUGAAGAACCAUUGCUACAGGAGGAAGUGGUACAAGGUGACAUUGAGUUUGUCGAUGUACUGCCUGCUGACGCAGAGGCAGUAUUUGAAUUCAGGGAUAUAUUCGACGUUUUACUACCAGACAUCGAUGAGGAGUUCAUGCCGAUUCCCCCGAGAAUGCCCAUCAGAGACCGUCCGGCUGGCAUUCAUCACGAACUUCCAGAGUGUCAUAACAUAGGGCAAUUGGAUGCAAUCUGCACGCAUUGUGGUGCACGUCACUUCUCAUGCGAGCGUACACUCAGGAAUCAUCAUUUUACAACAUGUUGUAAUAAUGGUCAAAUGGCCGUUACAGGAGAACGCGUGUUGGGUCAACCACCUGACUUAUUAAUUCGUUUGUUAGUUGAUGAUUCGCAGGUAGCUAAACAUUUUAGGAAAGAAAUCCGCCGGUACAACAACACUCUGGCAUUUGCUGCGUUCUCCACUGACCUUAACCCAGGACGUUUGCCAGGUCGUGGACCGAGAGUGUUCACCGUUCACGGGCAGGUGUACCGCAGGAUUAGCAAUGACGUUGUCAGAAAUGAGCUGAUGCAACCGAGAUACUGUGAGUUGUAUUUCAUUGAAUCCGGGGCAGCCAACCAGAUCCGCAUGGCACAACAGCCACGCCAACGACCACUAAUGGAAGACUUGCUUGCAGACUUAGAUAAUCUGUUACGGCAAAACAAUCCAUUCGCAGUGGCUUUCGAGUAAUAUAUUAAAUUAAAAUAUAUAUAUUUAGCAAAAUACACACAUCACACUUAUUA
Molecule: messenger RNA, 1251 nt
Organism: Rhopalosiphum padi (bird cherry-oat aphid)
Lineage: Eukaryota; Metazoa; Arthropoda; Insecta; Hemiptera; Aphididae
Exons: 4
Coding region: 2-1198 (398 amino acids)
Source: RefSeq, a predicted model, not a curated record